AUGAUAUGCACACUACGUUUCCCUUCCACGAACAUUCGGCUAGAGUUCCAGUCGCUGGUCGAAGAAAGUGGAGCCGGUGGCAGCUCCGCACCGAUGCCACCACUCCGUAUCACCAUACCUACGGACAAUGAUGGCCGUAGCCCAGCGCCUUCUCCUACAGGCACAAUAAGUGCGGCGAACAGUUGUCCGACAUCACCACGCGGCGCUGGCACGUCGGGGCGAAGACACGCAGACUUGGGGCUGGUCGCGCACUACGCGGUGCUCGCUGAUCAGGCACGACCCAAUUCCAAUGGAACUGCUGCGUCGUCUUCGAACUCGGAGUCUAGCUACGGAAGUACGCGGGACGUGCGGGAACGUGAACGCGAACGCGAGCGCGAGCGUGACUCACGAGAUGACGCCAAACCGCCGUAUUCUUACGCGCAGCUGAUUGUGCAAGCGGUGGCAUCUGCGCCCGACAAGCAGCUCACCCUGUCGGGCAUCUACAGCUACAUCACUAAGCAUUACCCUUACUACCGCACCGCGGAUAAAGGCUGGCAGAAUUCAAUCCGUCACAAUUUGUCGCUCAAUAGAUACUUCAUCAAAGUACCGCGUAGUCAGGAAGAGCCAGGCAAAGGCAGUUUCUGGCGUAUUGACCCGCAGAGCGAAGGCAAGCUCAUCGAGCUCGCCUUCCGUCCGCGACGCCCCAGGGGGGUACAGUUCCGCGCACCUUUUGGACUAUCCUCCAGGAGUGCGCCGACGUCUCCGUCUCAGGUGGGAGUGUCUGGCCUCGUGACGCCCGAAGAGUUGUCCCGUGAACCUACUCCAGACUUGUUCCCGCCAGAGGAACAAGAACCACAGUCGAACCAGCAGCGCUUGAGCAACAACAAUAGCCAGUCCGCGCAAUAUCUGUUCCCGCAGCGCUCCGGCGUCAGUCAGAGCGCGCCCGGAUCGCCCGGUCAUGGUCUCGCGUACAGCACCGGAAGCGGGCUGGUGAUGGCGGGUCACCAGAUAACAGUCGUCACCAACGGAGCAGGAGGAGAGAGAGAAGAGAAGUACGUAGUAGGCACGACCGGUGGCAACCUGGUCUCGAUUCAGGAGGAAGACGUUCCCGCCAAUGUGGUUAUACACCAGCAUUCACCUUAUUAUGGCGGCGGCUACGGCGGCGCGGGCGGCGCGGACGAGUGCGGCGCCGUGGGCGGCGAGCUCGUCAUCGAGGACGCGCCCGCCGACCCGCCGCACAAGCGCGCCAGGCACGCCAAUAUGUCGGAGCUAGAAGAUCGACGUGCAUAUUGA
This is a messenger RNA of Arctia plantaginis, 1272 nucleotides long. The record is from the annotation of a GenBank genome assembly. NCBI's taxonomy places the organism in Eukaryota, Metazoa, Arthropoda, Insecta, Lepidoptera, Erebidae.